UACUGUGACCCUCCAUGUUCUUACAGCGCUGUCUGUCUCACUGCUGCUCAGGUCAUCAUGUGUUCAUUUAUCCUGAGAUGCAACAUGCCGUCUUUUCCAGCGUCGCUGUUGUUCCUGGCGUCAUCCUGCUGCUUCUUUUUAACUUCCAGCAGGCCGGCAGGUGUCCACUUGCGAAGCAUGGACAACUUCAUCCACGCGGUGCAACAGGUGGAAGAGUCCAACCCAGGUCUGUCCCCCCUGGCGCUAGUCAGAGCCCUGCGGAAGACUGCGGGCCAUGACGACGCCAUGACCAUCCACUUCUUGGGCGCUUCUAAUAACCUCAGUGAUGCUGCAGGGCUGGAGACCUCCAUCCUCAACGCCUCCUCCUUCAGCUUUUUUGACAAGGCCAUCCACCACAUUGUGACAAAUAAUGGCGAGGAGCGAGGGGUGGCUCUCGCUCCGGACGGCAGCACAGUCGCCCUGGCACCUUUACUGCUAGGAAUCGAAUCUGGACUCAAAGCGAAGAUGGAGGGGACAUCGGCCGUUGGGCUCUUCCCUCUCACCUUAGGAAGGACGCUUGGAUUAUCCUUCCUCAGCCUGCAGGACAUCCCGUUAUCCAAUCGGCUGGGGCCUGAUGGGUGCUGGGACAGCGUACAGCACCCCAAAGUAUUCAAACUGCAUUGGCCCGCCACUCUGGCCACUGAUGCUGUGAUAAACGGGGGUAUGGAUGGAGCAAUACUUGGCCUGGACAUCAGCAAGCUACCCAAAGCCCAAGACCCGCUUGAGCUUAGCGAGACCCUUAAAGGGUACUACAGUUUUACUCUGCAUGAGGGCAGGGGUCUUGAUAACAUCUCCAAACCUGUUAGUCCAAGGCGAAGGGAAAUCUCUCGAUCCAUUCUGGAACCCCUUGACCUUCAUAGUCAGGUGAUGGAGACACUUAAGUUGGUCUGGAGGUUGGAGAAGACAGAAUGGAUCUCUCUGGACACUGGAGUCAAGAAGGCAGUUAAGGAAGGAUUGGAAGCAUUUGUGCACAAGUACUGGGAUUGCCCUCAAAUCAUCUCUCGCUGCCAGUGGGGGGCAAAGGCCCACAAGGGUACACCCAUACGACUGUCUUUGCCCGUUCACUUUGUCUACGUUCACCACACCUAUGAACCUUCCCAGCCAUGUCUGUCCUUUCCAACAUGCGCCCGCGACAUGAGAGCCAUGCAGCGCUUCCACCAGGAGGUCCGCAAGUGGAGUGACAUCGGAUACAGCUUUGUAGUCGGGUCUGAUGGCUACGUCUAUGAAGGACGGGGUUGGAAUCUCCUUGGCACGCACACGAGAGGACACAACAGCCUUGGGUACGGCAUGUCAAUCAUUGGCAACUAUACCUCCACUUUGCCAUCGCGUCACGCUUUGGACCUUCUGCGCCAUCGCCUGAUGCGCUGCGCCGUCGACGGAGGAAGGCUGGUGGCCAACUACACCAUCCACGGCCACAGACAGAUGGUGAACUACACUUCCUGUCCAGGGGAAUCCUUGUUUUCAGAAAUAAGAAGCUGGGAACACUUCCGGGAGUGACAGGAGACUUGAUGUAUACUCUCAAUACACACCAGUGGCCACCAUCACCUUGUACAACACAAAGCUUAAGGCACAUUGAAGCCCUGAUUACCAUGAUCAGUAUGACUAGUUUAGAUUUUUACAGCAUUCCAAUAUAAUUUUACUGUCAUGUGUAAGUUUGAUUACUUAUUAUGUAGUUCAUAUACUGUAUGUAUUUAAGUUUAUACAAGUACUACGUAGAAACACAAUGUAACUUGUAAAGCUCGUAUUCUUCUAGUUGUAUGCUUUGGAUGAGGGGUGUCCAAAGUGUGGCCUGGGAGCCAUUUUCGGCAGACUGCCUGUUUUUUUAUUGGCACUUGGUAUAUUCUGAAAAUUAGAUCAACUCAGUAUUAAUAAGAUAUAUGGUUAGAUAUUACACCGAAAAAAAAGAGGGGACGUACUGGAAUUUGUGCAGCGAUUGUGUUGUUGACACGUACCUGCAUCUGGCGGACCAUGGUAUCACUGGUCCCAUUGUACCGUGGUUCUUAUGAAGUCCAGAGUGAUAACUCCAGCAGGAAUAGUGGGUAAUAUCCAGCAAUUCCCCAAGUGACCCGAUGUAAAACUUACGCAAUGUACGUAGCGCCACAGGCGUACGUACAUGUCAUAGCCGCUCACGUAUACUAUACAUCAAUAAACAGAAUUACAGGUACAAUAAACCAUAUAAAACAAAACAUAAAAAGGCUCCGUUGUUCUCUUGAAGAUAAAAAGAAUAAAGUUGCUAUCUAUCGAUGUAAUACUAACUUUUUGUUUAUGGCGGGUUGCAACCAACGUUUACGUCCAUCCUGCCACCUACUGUGCCGGAAUGUAAACAUGUUGUGCACGUACACAACCCAUCUUCCAUGACAGAAAACACCCAAAGAAAUGGAUAUGAUGUCGUUUUCAAGGUAAAGGCGAUGGAUUUGGCUGUCAUAGAAGGAACUGUGCAACUUUUGCACAAGUCUGUCGGUGGAUCCUUACAACGUGGAGCUUCAACAGGUUUCAGAAGGCUGGAGCUACUGCCAAGAGGACAUGUAGAGCACCCCGAAAGAGAGAGAGAGAGAGACAGACCAUGUGUGUGAUGAAGGAAUUAUGAUGCUGUUAAAUUCUGACACCGAAGAGGAAGACUUUCACGGUUUUAGUUCCCAAGAGGAUGGCAAUGAAUGACUUUUCUGGUGCUAAUGUAUGUUACAUGCACUGUUCGGCACUGUUUAACUAGCCGUGUACUGUUCUGCACUGUAUAAAUAGCCUUGUUGCACCACUAAUUGGCACGCAGUGUUUGGGGAAAAAAAAAGGGAACAUUUGGGAACACCUGCAGGCAUUAUUUGUGUUUAUUUGCUAUUUGGUGGGUGGCUUCGGAAUAUAACACCAGCUAAAUGAUUAGAUAAUACAGUAAUCCCUUGUUUAUCACAGUUAAUUGGUUCCACACCCGAUCGUGAUACGUGCAUUUUUGGCAAAGUAGGAUUCGGUAUUAGUAAAUGUAAUAUUUUUGUAGUUACAGCAUAAAUAUGAUUACAUACCAUUUUUACCAUUAUUAGAGCCCUCUAGACAUGAAAUAACACCCGUAUAGUCACCUUUACACUUGUAUUACCCCAAAUAACAGAUAUAAUCAGAUAAAAUAAUACAUUUAAGACAUAAAUAAGACUUGUUCUCGUGUGUGUUUCAAUAAAUGUCUUCCGGACGUGUGGACAGGAAGUGAUUCAGCAUUGAGAUUUAACUGAAAUACGGCCACAACAGUAGCCUCUGUUAUUAUUAUGAUGAUGAUGAUGAUGAUUAAGUUAUUAUUGUGCCUGUUGUGAGGUAAAUAAUUAUAAAAUAAUAAAAGCCUGUGG
Molecule: messenger RNA, 3362 nt
Organism: Dunckerocampus dactyliophorus (ringed pipefish)
Lineage: Eukaryota; Metazoa; Chordata; Actinopteri; Syngnathiformes; Syngnathidae
Gene: pglyrp2
Product: peptidoglycan recognition protein 2
Exons: 4
Coding region: 58-1536 (492 amino acids)
Biological process (GO): detection of bacterium; peptidoglycan catabolic process; defense response to Gram-positive bacterium
Molecular function (GO): zinc ion binding; peptidoglycan immune receptor activity; N-acetylmuramoyl-L-alanine amidase activity
Source: RefSeq, a predicted model, not a curated record